Messenger RNA from Anopheles coluzzii, 1636 nucleotides. RefSeq names its product arrestin domain-containing protein 3-like. Gene Ontology annotation, biological process: protein transport. Lineage: Eukaryota; Metazoa; Arthropoda; Insecta; Diptera; Culicidae. Gene Ontology annotation, cellular component: cytoplasm. The transcript has 4 exons. The record is from RefSeq and is a predicted model, not a curated record. Bases 141 to 1394 code for a protein of 417 amino acids.
GUGUAGAAACGGCUCACACUAGUUGCUCAACCGUAACAGUAAAGACCUGUGCGAAAGUUUGUUGCACAACCCGCACACACGAGUUCUCUCAAUCGCUGUGAUUUUAGUAACAUUACCCGUGUGCUCGAGCCUUUUUUUUAAUGGCAUCUUGUCCUCAGUGUACGAUUUCGUUCGAUGACAAUUACCAUGGCGUGUUUUUUGCCGGACAGACAAUCACUGGUACAGUUGACAUUGAUCUACCCAAGACAAAGAAAGUGAAAGGAGUUUUACUUAGAGUUACCGGUCUGGCAUGUGUCCUGUGGACGGAAACCUAUGGGACGGGUAUAACUGUUGCAUUCCAGGGAAGAGAAGAUUUCCUUAAGCAUACGAUAGAUUUUGUACGCUCUGAAACAGAUGAUCCCAUUGAAAUGGCACCAGGACGUCAGAUUUAUAAAUUUACUUUCCAACUGCCAACCACACUGCCAACGUCUUUCGAAGGCGAUUACGGUUACAUACGUUACACAGCUCGGGUUGUCUUUGAGCGUCCGUGGAAAUUCGAUCUUACUUACAAAAUCGCGUUUACCGUGGUAAAUCAGCUCAACCUCAACACCGUCACGCCACCGUUAAAUGUGGCCGUAGUUCAAGAACACAUAAAACACUUCUACUGCGGACCUUGUCGCUCAGAACCACUAAGCAUCAACGUGAUGCUUCCAAUGACGGGAUACGUACCCGGACAGUUCAUUCUCGUUACGGUCGACAUAUCCAAUCGAAGCAAUAAAUGCAUUGCAGAGGUGAAGCUCAAACUUCGCCGACAAGUACGAUACAGCAGUCAAACGCCGUACAAGCAGGUGCGCACUGUUUACAAUACCUUGGCCAAGUUUCAGUGCAGUGGUGUCGAUGCGAAAGGAUCAGCAGGAUACGAAAGACGAUUUCUAGUGCCACCAGAGCCUCCGACUCGUAGCGAUACAAUCAUUCGUCUCGAGUACUUUGUUGAAGUGACCGCAAAGGUUCCAGGAAUGGCCUACAGUCCCGAAGUACAGAUACCAAUUACAAUCGGAACGGUGCCGCUCGUCAACCUUAACCAAACACAGCACAGAGCAUCCAUCGUUGAGGCACAUAUGACGACUGCCUCUUCCUUAACGCAAAAGAUCUUUCACAGCAGUGUGCCGUCGCUAAUAAUUCCACACACAUUCGAAAAGUCAGCAGGUCGUAGCGAGGUAAACAUUCAAGACGAUGACGAGUCACCAUCGUUAGGAACCGUGCCCUUUUCACCUCGCUACCCUAUGUACCAUUUUGAUACAAAUAAUCAGCCUGCAAUGCACAGUGCAAAGCUGCCAACAAUUCACGCCCAACCUGCAAAAAACUACGGCGGUGAUAAAAUUCCUUCACACGAACAGCCCACCCGAAACAGAUAACAGGUCAAGUGGAUUAACAUUGAUAGUGUAGGGCUCUGCAGGAUGCCGUUUGGGUAAUCUGUGCAAGUGAUUUUUUUAUUACCUUAACAUAAAUUCCACUACUAACAAACGGUGCUAUCUUCAGUGUGAUGUACGUUAAGAGACACUUGUUCAAUUCUCCAGCUACUGUUCAUUUGACAACACGUGUUAGAUAAGAAAUAAAAAGGGUAAUAAAAUGGUAUAGGUUUGAUUCAAAGAUUCAA